CUUUCUCAAUUUUUUCUUCUUCUUUUUCUCUUCCCUAUCCAUGAAACGUAACAUUUGAAUUUCACACAAUCAACCCUAAGCUCCAGAUUUUAAUUAUUUUCUUUCUCUGGUAAUUGAUCGAUUUCAAUUUCAUUGUGUCUUGGAAAUCAUCAUUGCUUGAAGCUGGUUCAAAUGUUUAUGAGAAGUGAGAGAGAAACAGCUUCUGUUACAUUAGGUAUAAUCAGUGUCAUUGUUUGGAUGAUUGCUGAGAUACCUCAAUUAAUCACUAAUUACAAUGAAAAAUCUGCUCAUGGUCUUUCUGUUACUUUCAUGUUGACCUGGAUAAUCGGAGAUCUAUUCAAUGUUAUUGGAUGCUUACUUGAACCUGCAACUCUACCUACUCAACUAUAUACCGCAGUGUUCUAUACCAUGAUAACACUUAUACUUUGUUCACAAGCAACUUACUAUGGAUACAUAUAUCCCCGACUUAAGUACAAGAAACAAUUCAAGAUUGAAACAUCAAAAGAUGAUGGACAAGGCAAUGUUGGAGGUGAAAAUGGCAAUGAUGUUGAACAAAGAACAGUCUUUGGUAUGAGUUCACCAAUUUCUUUUCCACCACUUGCUCAAAAAAGUCAUUUUGGAGGACAAUCAUACUACCAGUCAGCGAGGUAUCUAUCAAAGAGUUAUACUCAAAAAUCAGAAUUAGAAGAAAGAUUUACAUCUUCUUCUCGUACUCUAGACCCUAUCGAAGAGCCUUUACUUGUUUCAUCUGUCUUGACGCAAUCCGCACCAUCUUUGAAGAUCAAGAAUACUCUAUGUUUGGUAUCAACAUUAACUUUUCUAGUUGCCUUCAAUCUACUUCAUUCACAAGAUACAAUAAAUCAUUUUGAGGUCUCAAAACCAAGCAAAGAGUUUGUGAUUGGCGUUGAAAGAAAGCUUUUGCAGGCUAGUGGCGAUCGGUUGCCAAGUUAUGGUGUGGAAAUGCAGCAUGGCAUUGGAACUUACCUUGGUUGGGGAAUGGCAGUUAUAUACAUGGGUGGAAGACUUCCUCAAAUUUGUUUAAAUUUUAGAAGAGGUAGCUUUGAGGGUGUGAAUCCUCUGUUGUUUCUUUUUGCAUUAAUCGGUAAUACCACUUAUAUAGCAAGCAUACUAGUGAGAAGCUUGGAAUGGUCAAAAAUCGGUCCAAAUCUUCCAUGGCUUGUAGAAUCUACAGGAUGUUCCCUUCUCGACUCUUUUAUUUUGAUGCAGUUUCUAUAUUAUCGAUACCGGACAUCGAAAGCCUUGGAAAAUAAGUACAAACAUCAAGUUGUUGCCUAGAUGAUGAUUGUUUAGAAACAAGAAUUUUCAGCCAUGCAUGAAAUCUCCACCAUGAUGAGCAAGACAUGUCUAGGAGCAUGAAGUUGAAAUGAAUGAUAACAGCUGAUAUGGUCUUUGAUUGAGGACCAACAUUGUUGUAUCAAUUUAACAAUACCAUUUUUGAAUUUCCCUUCAAUUUUCAUUGUUAUACUGGUUUAGGCUAUUCGUUAUUACAUCAUAUCCAUUGAUUUUUACUUUAUUAUGUUUUGAUUUGUUUACUAUAUCGAAAGAGAAAGAAUGUAUACUUUUUAUUUUUAAUAUCGCAGAAAUUGAGUCACAUAAAUCAAUAAUUCAUGAUGGAAUGUAAUUGCAACCAAAUGUAUACAUUUUAGACACAUUGUUUACUCAAAUAUCUUUUAGA
Molecule: messenger RNA, 1696 nt
Organism: Lathyrus oleraceus (garden pea)
Lineage: Eukaryota; Viridiplantae; Streptophyta; Magnoliopsida; Fabales; Fabaceae
Product: probable vacuolar amino acid transporter YPQ3
Exons: 14
Coding region: 172-1296 (374 amino acids)
Cellular component (GO): membrane
Source: RefSeq, a predicted model, not a curated record